CUGUCCGUAAUCGUCGUAAUUAAUUACUGACAAAGAAACAAAACAAUGUCCCAAUCCUUCCGGAGUCCUUUAUCAGGGCUCGAAAGCCCUCUCUCCAACCCUCUUCCGGUCUUCCUGAUCAAAUCAAUUUUCACUGUCGAAAAUCAAAUCGAUUUCAGAACAAGGAUGGAUAACAGCGAAAACAACUCCCCGAGCUUGAUCUCUCGCGAGAAGCUGGAAGAGGUAGCAAGCUGGGUCAGCGCCACCGUGGUCUCGGCCUUCUUCUCAUCUCUCGAGCGCUGCUCUUGCGUUAACCUCUCCACCACCGACCCCGAUGAUGACGACAACCCCGAAGAGGCCAAGGACCGCCCGCUCACCUACUCCUCAAUAUCGUCUCCCUCUCGCUAAAUGUUCGGUACUUGCCCCGACACGUAUUUUCUGUUUCUCUUGAUUUAGGGGUUUUUUGUAUACAAAAAGAAAACUUUAAAUGUGGUGAAUUUGCAGAUGCUUCUGAUUGAAUUUGGAUUCUUAUGUAAUAAAUGUUAAUUGUGUCUUUUUCUUUUUGGAUAUUCAAUGUUCUAAUGUUGUUGAUUAUUUUGUUUUGUCAAAAGUUAAAGCCCUAAAUCAAGAAAAUGGAUCUUUAUUUUCUUGAAUUUGAUUUUAGGUUUUGUAAUGACUGCCAAAUUUUGUAUCAAUUAAAGGCAUUACUGAUAUGGAA
Molecule: messenger RNA, 697 nt
Organism: Theobroma umbraticum
Lineage: Eukaryota; Viridiplantae; Streptophyta; Magnoliopsida; Malvales; Malvaceae
Source: RefSeq, a predicted model, not a curated record